CCCGCGCCGCCGGGGCGGGUCCGACCGCAGUCGCGCAGGGCGGGCGAGGCGAUCGUGGUGUUGGCGGCGCCGUCCCGGCGGGCUGAGGCUGCAGCAGCAUGGCGCUGUCCGUGCCGGUGAACGGCCUGAAGGAAAGCGACAAGGAACCCGUCAUCGAGCUCUUCGUUAAGGCUGGCAGUGAUGGUGAAAGCAUAGGAAACUGCCCCUUUUCUCAGAGGCUGUUCAUGAUUCUGUGGCUGAAGGGAGUGGUGUUCAGCGUCACAACAGUUGACCUGAAGAGAAAACCAGCAGACCUUCAAAAUUUGGCUCCAGGCACUCAUCCACCCUUCAUCACUUACAAUGGUGAAGUGAAAACAGAUGUGAAUAAGAUCGAGGAAUUCCUGGAAGAUGUUUUGGCUCCACCCAAGUACCUAAAACUUUCACCAAAGCAUCCAGAAUCAAACACUGCUGGCAUGGAUAUCUUUGCCAAAUUUUCUGCAUUUAUCAAAAACUCUCGGCCAGAAGCUAAUGAAGCCUUAGAACGUGGCCUCUUGAAAACCCUCCAGAAACUGGACGAGUACCUGAACUCCCCUCUCCCUGACGAGAUAGAUGAAAAUAGCAUGGAGGAUAUUACUGUUUCUACCCGCAAGUUUUUAGAUGGCAACGAGAUGACAUUAGCAGACUGCAACCUGUUGCCCAAGCUACACAUUGUCAAGGUGGUGGCUAAAAAAUACCGCAACUUUGAGAUUCCCAAGGAAAUGACAGGCAUUUGGAGAUACCUGACAAAUGCUUACAGCAGGGAUGAAUUCACCAACACCUGUCCUGGAGACAAAGAAAUUGAAAUCGCUUACAGCGACGUAGCCAAGAGACUCACUAAGUAAACAGCACUGGCAAAAGAGACAACUUCUUGCAUAUCCCAUAACAACGCUUCUAACAGACUGCUCUUUUCAUAUAAGAUAGCAAUUUUUUUUGCAUGAACUUGCAGUUAUUCAAAGUUAUGGUGGAUAGACCAGGUACAGUAAUUACGUAAAGUUUGCAGGCUUAAUUAUAGGCUUGUUUUUCCUUACCUCCUUUCACAGCACGUCUGAAUAUCAUUAAUGCAAUUAUGUUAAUGUUGCACUGGGGUGACUCUAGACUCUUCAGUAUGAAGGGUUAUCUUGCCCUUGCAACUUUCCUUUGCAAGCGUUUGGUCCCUGUCUACGAAUUGGUCUAGGAUUCUGUCUUGCUAUGUGGUACAAGGAAUAUUUAUGUAUGUUGUACUUCGUUGCUUUUCUAGAAGAUGUAUACACACUUGUCCUAUCUGUGACACGUUGAACUGUACCUGCUCGUCUAUCCUAUUUCCAUACAGAAGGGAACUUAUUAUCCAAAAGAGCCAUUUGCAGAAUAUUUGGCAAUGUGCUUUUAGAAAGAAUUUCUCUUGGAUUUGUAACUACAGUAAUGGUUGAGGAUGGGCUCAGGUGGGAAACUUGGAUUUGAAUGACCUCAGACGUCAGGGAAGUUUGAAUCUGGGCUUGAGCGCUAGAGCAGGAAGCUCGCAGUUCGGAGUUAGUGUUUAGUUGUGUCUUGAAGAGCUUGGUGAGAUAAAAAGCCAAUAUAUUUUUUAUUUUAAAUUGAUGGCUGACAUUUGUACAGAAUUCUGAAUUAUAUAAUAAUUGUCAGGAUGCCCUUUAACAUCAUGAAACCGGAAGAAUCAGAUGCUUGCCAUCUGUUCACCUUAAAAAUUGCGAGUGGCUUUCUUUUUGCUGGUGAAGAGCCUUUAUUUUGCAUAGGUCUUUCUGGUUAUAUUUACUCACAAAAUGUGUCCGUGUAACCAUCGGUGUCCUAGUGGGUAAUUAGCUACUGCAUGUGUGAAUAGCAGUGCAAUGAUUAGCGACGCAGGACUGAACACGGAUAGCUCUUAAGGUGGGAGUCUUUCUGGGAACUUUUUUAAGCUAUUUCUUUCAUGAAGAAAGCUAAAGUGACCUUUAAAGAUAACAUUUGCCUUAAAUUAUAGUAUGCAUUUUUUUUCCUGAAAGGAAAUCUGUUAAUUACUCUUGUAAAGAAAUGGUGCAUAAAAACCAGUCCUUUUCAUUGAAUUUAUCCUAAAGGCUUCUCUGUGCACCUGGGCUGCAAUUGUGCAGAAUCAUAAUCAUUGCACUACUACACAAAAUCUUUUUACAGCAGCACUGAGGAAUAGCACUACAUUUUUUUUUUAAAAGCAGUUUUCAAAUAUUUCUAAACCAGGGAAUAGUUUUCUUGUUUAAAGUUAGUGGGUUUGAUGCAUGAAAUAAACUGUUAGGUUAUUUUUAAAAGAUCAUCAUAAACAACUCCAAAGAACACUAGACUUAAAUGCCUAUUUUUUUGUAAAGACUUUUAUAUUUAACUGAUUUUAGAAGCUGGAAAGUGCUAUUCCUGGUAGGUUGUUCUUGGAAUAUUUAACAUUCUGCAAUAACCUGGAAAUGCUCACGUAAACACUUUUAUACACUGAUUUUUUGGGUAAGCACUGGCUUUAUGAAAACCAGCCUGACUUUUCUAAGCAUCCUACUUUUGCUACUUUAUAUACCCGUGAAGUUAGUUUGACAUAGAAGAGGUAGAGUACGAUUCCAUAUUUGUAUCCAUGGCUUGUGGUGCCUUGUCUUGCCUUCCUAGAGCUAGAAUUCCGAUAUAAAGGCAGUUAGCAAUCCCCUUACAUGUCUUUGGAAGACAACCGUAGAUAAACUUGGAUCCUAUUACCAUUUUUACAGGGAUGUUUAGGAACAGAAAGAAAAUUCUGCAGAGCGACCUGGUUAGGAAAAACAGAACUGUAGCCUUUUAAUAAUUACUGUAUAUUCUAAUGUCAUGUUCUCAUCCUGAAUAAAGUUUCUCAGCCAUAAUAAUCCUCUGUAGGGGUUCAGUCUUUGCUCCAACGUGACAUCUAGAAAAAGGAACGACUUCCUUUUUGUUAGAUAACAACAGUUUUAAUGGCGUAUGGGGUGAAAAAACCCAACCCUCGUUGGUUUGGUGUUCUUUGCCAUUGUGUAGUUAACCUUGAAAAAUAAACAAAAAAAAAAACAUAGGAAGCAAUUUGAUAAUGAACGUAGCUUUGUUAAAUUUUUAACUCUAUUUUAAAAUUCGGAUCAGGAUGGGCCCUUGGAAGUUGUCUGAGGUUGUUGUAAUCGGGCCUCACUCCUUUUAAAAGCAAAUUAGCCACAGCGUGCACACGUUAAUACAGCAGACAAUUAUGUGCGUAUGAGCAUGAAAACACUUUGAUGCACUUCUCCUGCGUGGCAGUGCAGACAAAUGCUUAACUUGUUAAAACACCGGGCUUGUUGUCUUUUAUAGAUAAAUAUUCCCUCUACCUUUUAGGCAAUCUUCAAGCAAUUGUAAUAGAUUAUAUUCAGCAUUAAAUAUUUUAAUGAUUGUGUGUCUGAAAGCUUGUAAACAAAGUUAAAGCUCUUGCUGUAACUAAUGUGUUUCUUAUCUCAGUACAGUGGGUUGUUAAGCAUCAGAGCCUUUCCCUUAGAGGUGUAAUUCCAAUGAGGACCAGAUUAGCAAUUCCUAAGGCAGUUACCAUGUGAUAGCUGUUAACUGUCCUGUGUGAACAGAGCUGGUAUCGCUCUGCUUUUCCAUCGCACGGUUGUGUUGGGGCAGAACCUGGCCAGCUUCUUGCUGGCUGCAGCGGCAGCCAGGAAUCUAAUGGAGAGCGAGCAGCUUUCCCCUGGGCAGGAGAUCCCCUCAGAAGAGUGGAGCACAGCUAGGGUGUUGUAUAAAAGGCUGAGCGUCUGGUGUGGGUAGAGCACUUUCAUCUGGCCCCAAUCACCAGCGCUAACAUUAAUUAAAAAAAGCCCUUUCAUAACUAUGUAAAUUCUUGACUUCUGUCAACUUGUUUACAAUCUGAUCUUUAAAUGCAUUUUGAAUUUCAUCAAACAGCAAUUAAUCUGCCCCCUGUUUAAAUUUAAAAUUACACUUCUAGCCCCUUCUACAAUUUAAAAACAGCAGUUACUCUUUCAAGUAGGCAUUCCAGUUUGCGAGUUGGUUGCAUGUAUUAGCAUGCUGAAUAACUUACUUUAUUCUCAAGCUGAAAUAUGCUUAAAUUCCCAUUAAAAAAGGUGACUGGUGCGUUUCCUGAACAUAAAGGGAAACUCUUCACCCUGGAUUUGUGUGGGAGAACAGAUUAUACUAUACGCAUGAUUUUUUUUUUUCCCCUUAACAAAGCUUUCCUUCUUGAAGAGAUUCCUGAUGUGUACAGAGCUGCCUGUUGAACAUGGGGCAUGUGAGCUUCUGGAGUGAUUUCAUGCCUUCCAAAGCUUCUGUCCAUCUACUGUUCACUGUCGGUCUGUGAUCGUGUCCCACGCGGAUAGGCACAGCCGUAUAGCUCCUAUGGUUGCAUUUUCCCAUAAAAUUGGUGUUUUUUUCCGCAGUGGGCAUGUCUAAACUGAUUGAGAGUUGCGUGCGGUUCCAUGAUAAGAAGAGAGAUAUAAUCAAGUUUUAAUGCUAAAGUAGCAAAUUAGCAUUUUGUAUCAAAGAAACACAGACAUGAAUAAAUUUAAUAUGCUUGAGCCAAACCCACUGAUGCCUAUCUCGAUGGAGAACAAGAAGUGGCUCAGUACAGUCAACUUAUUUUGCUCUUUGCCACUCUUGAGUAUUCGCUGAACACAUCCAAGUAAUAUUUUCAGAAGAAGGCUUUAUCCCAAGUGAAAAAUACUUAAUCUGCCUCAGAACCUGUGCCACCAACUAUGAGACUUUGUUUCUGGAGGGUGGGGGAAUGGGAGAACAGUGGAGCGGAACAGGAUAUUGAGACAUCCGAGACAGGACAUCAAGAAUGGGAGCAUUGUUUGCAGAAAUACUUGAAGUGUUGAUACAAUUUAUUGUAGUUUGCUUGUGUCUUUCACUCUCUGGAACAUCUUUUACAGAUAUACCAGUAUACUGCUGGCAGCUCUUGUUAAAUAAAAUUAUAUUUUCACUA
Molecule: messenger RNA, 4903 nt
Organism: Cuculus canorus (common cuckoo)
Lineage: Eukaryota; Metazoa; Chordata; Aves; Cuculiformes; Cuculidae
Gene: CLIC4
Product: chloride intracellular channel 4
Exons: 6
Coding region: 99-860 (253 amino acids)
Source: RefSeq, a predicted model, not a curated record